This is a messenger RNA of Prorocentrum cordatum, 1518 nucleotides long. NCBI's taxonomy places the organism in Eukaryota, Dinophyceae, Prorocentrales, Prorocentraceae. The record is from the annotation of a GenBank genome assembly.
AUGCCCCGGUCGAUGGACGUGAUCGUUCGGGACGAGUGUUGCGACCGUUGCAAGCCCGGCGAUAAGGUGCACAUCACCGGCAGCCUGAUCGUGGUGCCGGACGUGCCCUCCAUGAUGAACCCGUCGGAGCUCACGCAGCAGACGCGGCGCUCGCUGAACACUCGGUCAGACUCGUCCUUCUCCGACGGCGUGAAGGGCCUCAGUGGCAUGGGCAACCGCGACCUGACGUACAAGUUGUCGUUCUUCGGCGGUUACAUCGAGAUGGAUUCCGAGUUCGGACAGGAGGCCGAGGAGGAGGACGCACGGACAGACGCAGGCCUGUUCCUCACGCAGAACGAGAGGGACCGCUUUAUGGCCCUCCGCAAUAGGGGUGACUGCUUCGACAAGCUCGCCAGCAUGAUCGCCCCAGGCAUCGAGGGACACCUGGAGGUGAAGAAGGGCAUCCUCCUGCUGCUUGUGGGAGGUCUCGUCAAGAAAACGGACGAGGGCAUCAAGCUCCGCGGAGACAUCAACAUCUGUCUCCUCGGGGACCCUGCCACCGCGAAGAGCGCAAUCCUGAAGUGGGUGUCCACGUUCCUGCCCAAAGCCGUCUUCGCGUCGGGCAAGUCCUCCACAGCGGCAGGCCUCACCGCGUCCGUGGUGAAGGAGGCGGACUUGGACCAGGAGAAGGUCAUCCAGCCUGGCGCUCUUAUGCUCGCCGACAACGGCGUCUGUUGCAUCGACGAGUUCGAACGGAUGGACGCCAAGGACCAGUCUGCUAUCCACGAAGCCAUGGAGCAGCAGACGAUCACGCUCUCGAAGGCCGGCAUCCAGGCCACGCUCAACGCCCGCACGUCCAUCCUUGCCUCGUGCUUGCCCAAGGCCGUGUAUUACCAGCCCACCCAGCCGCUGCACAAAAAUUGCGACCUGUCUGCGCCCAUCAUGUCGCGCUUCGACCUCAUGUUCGUGAUGCAGGACAUCCAUGACGAGACCAACGACCACCGCGUCGCAAAGCAUAUCCUGGCGCUCCACAGGCAGACCGCGGAGGACACGAGCUCCCAGCUCACCCCCACGGAACUGAUGCGCUACAUCCGCUACGCUCGGGCGCACAAGCCGAAGAUCUCGCAGGAGGCGAAGAAGCUACUGGUCCGCUCCUACAAGGCCCUCCGGAAGGACCGCCACUCCUACAUGCGCGGGGGCGCGGGCGUGACGGUGCGGCAGCUCGAGAGCCUCAUCCGACUCUCGGAGGCGAUCGCGAGGGUGAACUUGUCGGACCAGGUCACCGCGGAGCACGCCAAGGAUCGGAGGGCGUUCGACCUCCAGAUGAACAGCCUCAAGCGCGUGGAGCAUGAGAACAUCGACCUCGGCAUCGACGCCCCAGACGCGGCGGACGAGGCCGAGCCGACUCGCGAGGGCCUCGCGGCCGAGGAGGCCCCCGCGGAACGCCGUCCGCGGAGGAUGAGGCUCACUUUCGCGGAGUACCAGAGGACCUCGGACCUUAAUGCUCAUUCGGUACUUGGCGCAGCAGCUCGCCGCUGA